CCCCCACCGAACCUCCUUACCACCAUCGUACCGGUCAGACCCCUCACUCCUCACACCUAGCUUAUCCUUCUCAAAUCUACUCAUAUCCCCCUUACGCUCCACAACCGGUCAGCAAUUCUGAUCAUGCUCCUCACCUUACCUCUCUCCGUUGCCUUUGUGGGAGGUCUCAUUCAUCCAGUCAUAGCCGCUUUCCUUGAGGCGGGUCACUCCGAACCUCUCUCCAUCAAUGUCACGAAGCGAGUUACCGGCAGACCUCAUCACAUGAAUGGCACCGAGACGAUCGACUUUGGCUCUGUCGGCAGCCACAUUCGAAGUAUCAAGAACAAGUACGCAAGGAACAGAGCCAACAUCGACGCCUACCGAGGUGUUUCCAAGCGAGCUGCCACUUCGGUCAUACCGCUGAAGGACAUUGCUGAGGGUAGUUAUUGGUCAGGAGUCGUCAAAAUCGGCGGCAAGUCCCAGAGAGUAGACUUCGACACGGGGUCCGGCAACAUUCUUCUCGACGCAGAUGCCUAUAUUCCAAGCUCAACUGCCAUCAACACCCACAAGCGCUUUUUCAAUGGCUAUGGCAUCUCCUCUAAUGAAGACACCUUCGAAGGGUAUAUCUAUCUGGACACCUUCUCGUCUGGCAAAUUGAAGCUUAGCAAUGUUUCCAUUGGUCGUAUCGAAACAGACGAUGAGGUGGUUACCUCGGCAGACGGUAUCGUCGGGCUGGCCUACCCACCCCUCAAUACUUUUGGAAAGGACAAUCCACCGCUAUUUGAUCUCCUCAUGGAGCAGAAGAAGCUUCCUGCCAACAAGUUCGGCUUUGCUCUGUCUGCCGGCUCCCCCGGUGGUACCCUCGAUCUCGGUGGGUACGACAAGUCCAAGUACACGGGCACAAUCACCUACCAUCCCGUCCAGACGAAGACGUUUUGGCAGCUCGAAGGGACCAUCAACGGUCAGCAUUUCAACAGUAUCGUUGACUCUGGAACUACUAUGAUCCUUGGCCCUGUCAGACAGGUGACGAGCUUCUUCGAGAAGAUGAAAGAAGUGGAAGUUAUCACUCACCAGGAAGAAUCGAUGACGCUGGGCUUCUACGAGUGCGACAAGUCUCCCAAGGUCACCCUCAAGUUCGGUAAGGCCACUGUCGUCCUGUCGCCCGAGGCUACUCAAUUCGGCAAGACGGAGGAUGGUCGAUGCGUGAUGUCUAUCGUGGGCACUGAGAUUGGCCAAGACGCCUGGAUCACCGGAGACCCCAUCUUCCUCUCCAGCUACGUCGCCUUCAAUCGAGACAAGGAUGCGGUUGGGUUUGCUAAGCGCAAGUAGGGCACCGAGUCAGGACCUCUUCUGCCUCUGAGCAGCGAUUUCUUUUCGUCGCCAAAGUGCCAGAGAUCUCCAGCACACCAUCUCUUGCGUCACCUUG
Messenger RNA from Microstroma glucosiphilum, 1405 nucleotides. Its product is annotated as acid protease. Gene Ontology annotation, biological process: proteolysis. The coding region runs from base 124 to 1308 and encodes 394 amino acids. The transcript is spliced from 6 exons. The record is from RefSeq and is a predicted model, not a curated record. NCBI's taxonomy places the organism in Eukaryota, Fungi, Basidiomycota, Exobasidiomycetes, Microstromatales, Microstromataceae. Gene Ontology annotation, molecular function: aspartic-type endopeptidase activity.